AUGUCUGAGAAUGUUGGUUCAGGGACAGGGUCUUCGCUUCCUAGCAAUGGUAAAAAAGUGAAGUGUAAUUAUUGCUCAAAGACUAUAAGCGGAGGGAUUUAUAGAUUCAAGCAUCAUCUUGCCGGUACUAAAGAGGAUUCAGAGCCUUGUGCUUCAGUACUUGAAGAAGUGAAGGCUGUGAUGUUGAAAGUCUGUGUGGAGGCUAAAGAAGCAUCAUUGAAGAAGAGAAGAUUCGGUGAUGAUGAGGAUUAUCCUGAACAAACAGAAAAGGAGAAGGACAAUUCUCAACAAAAGGGGAAAGAUAUUUGCAACUUUGUCACAAAAGGAAAAGGCGCUCAAGUUCAAUCAACAAUAAAUCAAAUGAUGAAGAAGGAUCUAAAGGAACAAUGUGAUCAACAAUGUGCCAUAUUUUUCUAUACAACUGCUAUUCCUUUCAAUGUUAUUAAGAAUCCCGAAUUUUUAAAGUUUUGUGAGAUGGUUGGGAGAUAUGGAAUUGGCUACGAACCCCCUUCUUACCAUGAGUUAAGAGAAACCCAAUUAAAGAAAGCAGUGAACAAUGUUGAUGAAAUGCUUACUAAAUUUAAAGUAGAGUGGAAGAGAACUGGUUGUUCAAUCAUGUCGGAUGGAUGGACUGAUAAAAAAAGACGUAGUAUUUUUGUCAAAAUGCUAGAAGAUGCCGUAGAAUUUGUUGGUGAAGAGAAUGUAGUCCAAAUUGUUACAGAUAAUGCUGCUAAUUAUAAGGCUGCUGGAGAAAGAAUGAUGGAGACUAGAAAAAGUUUGUAUUGGACACCAUGUGCUGCACACUGCAUAGAUUUGAUAUUGGAGGAUUUUGAAAAGAAGCUAAAGACAACUAAGGUUGCAUCAACACCUGAAGGAAUAAGAGUCCAAAACAUGGCCUUGGAUAGUAGGCUAUGGAAGAAUAUUGUCAUAUGCCUCAAGGCUGCUGCUCCUCUCAUUACAGUCCUUCGCUUGGUUGAUUCAGAUGAAAAAUCAGCCAUGGGUUUCAUCUUUGAAGGCAUGAGAAACGCCAAAGAAACAAUCAAGACUAACUUCGAUUGUGUUAAAAAGAGUUAUGAACCUAUAUGGGAAAUUAUUGAUGGAAGGUGGGAAAGUCAAUUGCAUAGACCAUUGCAUGCAGCUGCGUAUUAUCUUAAUCCUCAUUAUCACUAUGAACCAAAUUUCAUGGAAGAAAGAAAAAAGGUUGGUCUACAGCUUCCUGACUUUCAUUAUGCUAGAGGCCUCUUUCGUAAUGAAACUGCAAAGAGUAGUAGGAAGACCAUGCUACCUGCUGAGUGGUGGGACUUCUAUGGAGAUAGUUGUCCAGAACUAAAGAAGUUUGCUAUCCGAGUUCUAAGAUUAACUUGUAGUUCAUCUGGUUGUGAGCGUAAUUGGAGUGCAUUUGAAAUGGUUCAUACAAAGAGAAAAAAUCGGUUGCAUCAAAAGAAAAUGAAUGAUUUAGUGUAUGUGAUGUAUAAUUUGAAGUUAAAGGGCAAGCAAAUUAGAAAAACUCCAGAACUUGAAUUUGAUGCAGUGCAUUCUGAUGAUGAGUGGAUAACUGAGGAUGUUAAUGAAAAUAUUGCUGAAAGUGUUGAGCAUUCUCACUUACCAACGAAUGACAAUACUAAUGAUGAUCCAAAUAGUAAUGAAUUUGCUAUUCCAGGUAUGAAUAGUAAUGAAUUCAACAUGGGUGAGGGAGGUGAGAAUGAGUUUAUUAGGGAUCCACAACAAAAUUUAAUAGAGGAAGAAGAUGAACAUGUGAAUGAUGAUGAUGAUUUUGUUGGCCGUGUUGAACCUGAGGCUGAAAGAAAUGAUGUUUCUGAUGAAGAUGGUUUGAAUGUCUAUAUCUGA
Arachis duranensis is the source of this 1848-nucleotide messenger RNA. RefSeq lists its product as uncharacterized. Gene Ontology annotation, molecular function: DNA binding; protein dimerization activity. NCBI's taxonomy places the organism in Eukaryota, Viridiplantae, Streptophyta, Magnoliopsida, Fabales, Fabaceae. The transcript is spliced from 8 exons. The record is from RefSeq and is a predicted model, not a curated record. The coding region runs from base 1 to 1848 and encodes 615 amino acids.